GCUGGAAGCUGAUGAAGCUGGGGGAAGUUGUGGAUUCCUCGUGGAGAGUUUAAGUGAAAGUCCAGUAUUUUUUUUCCCCCUAGUAAUGUGUGUAGGGAGGAAGUGUCCCUGCUCUGCAGGAUUUGUCAAGGCUUAACAAUGAUUCAGUGGCUGCAGAAUAACUUAACAAACUUAGGUGUCUGAGCAGAAAGCAGAGGAGUUCAGGGACAAAUAAGAAAGAUGACAGACACUUCAGUAUGAGGAAAAUGGAAAGAGUUGGGACUGUUUUGUUUAGGGAAAAGACUUAAGAUGGGACAGGAGGACAUUUGAAAAAUGCUGGCUUAAUGGACCUGGAGAAUGUCUUCCCUUUUUUUCACAGAACAGGAUUAAAUAAGAAGAAUCAUCCCUUUUGAUUUGAGUGACAACUAUUCGAUCAGGUGUUGUCUUCCAAGAAAAAAAUAGUUUGGUCAGUUGCUUCUUGUAGACACUGAUGUUUAUUUAUAGAAAGGUUUUUUGAAGACUUGUGUCAAAUGACGUCAAUGGCCAGUUUGUUCUCUUUUACUAGCCCAGCUGUAAAGCGCUUAUUGGGCUGGAAACAAGGAGAUGAAGAGGAAAAAUGGGCGGAAAAGGCAGUUGAUGCCUUGGUAAAAAAGUUGAAAAAGAAAAAGGGUGCUAUGGAAGAAUUGGAAAAAGCUUUGAGCAGUCCUGGACAACCCAGCAAAUGCGUUACUAUUCCUCGUUCUUUAGAUGGGAGACUUCAAGUUUCUCACAGAAAAGGUCUUCCCCAUGUUAUAUACUGUCGUGUGUGGCGUUGGCCUGAUCUACAGAGUCAUCAUGAGUUGAAGCCAUUGGAUAUUUGUGAAUUUCCUUUUGGAUCUAAACAGAAGGAAGUUUGUAUCAAUCCAUACCACUAUAAAAGGGUAGAGAGCCCUGUUCUACCUCCAGUGUUAGUACCUAGACAUAGUGAAUUCAAUCCACAGCACAGCCUUCUAGUUCAGUUCAGGAACCUAAGCCACAAUGAACCGCACAUGCCACACAAUGCUACAUUUCCAGAUUCUUUCCAGCAACCCAACAGCACUCCAUUUUCCAUUUCACCAAACAGUCCCUACCCGCCGUCUCCAGUGAGCAGCACUUACCCAAGUUCCCCUGCUAGUUCUGGACCAUCUAGUCCAUUUCAGCUACCAGCUGAUACUCCACCUCCUGCAUAUAUGCCCCCUGAGGAUCAAAUGGGACAGGAUAGUUCACAGUCUAUGGACACAAGCAACACCAUGAUUCCUCAAAUUAUGCCAAAUAUAUCCAGCAGAGAUGUUCAGCCUGUUGCUUAUGAAGAGCCCAAGCACUGGUGUUCAAUAGUGUACUAUGAAUUAAACAAUCGCGUUGGAGAGGCUUUUCAUGCAUCUUCCACCAGUGUCCUAGUGGAUGGCUUUACAGAUCCUUCUAAUAAUAAAAACAGAUUCUGCUUAGGUUUGUUGUCCAAUGUCAAUCGCAACUCAACUAUUGAGAACACUAGACGACAUAUUGGAAAAGGAGUUCAUCUCUACUACGUAGGUGGGGAAGUGUAUGCUGAGUGCUUAAGUGAUAGCAGCAUAUUUGUACAGAGCAGGAACUGCAACUACCAUCAUGGAUUUCACCCUACAACUGUAUGCAAGAUUCCCAGUGGCUGCAGCCUAAAAAUUUUUAACAAUCAGGAAUUUGCUCAGCUUUUAGCUCAGUCUGUCAACCAUGGAUUUGAGGCAGUGUAUGAGCUCACCAAAAUGUGCACCAUUCGAAUGAGUUUUGUAAAGGGUUGGGGAGCGGAAUAUCACCGGCAAGAUGUCACAAGCACGCCAUGCUGGAUAGAAAUUCAUCUUCAUGGGCCCCUUCAGUGGCUGGAUAAAGUACUUACACAAAUGGGCUCACCUCUUAAUCCCAUCUCUUCAGUUUCAUAGAACUGCAGUAUUACCUUCAAUUGUAUCUUUGGUGGACUUAUUUUUAAUUCUAGGGAAACUUCCAGUGUGGAUACUGUGAGCUAGAUGGAGAACAGAUAUGGGUUUAACUUUUACCCCCUUUGUGACCAAUUCCAUUGCAUAUUGAUUCACUUUUAAAUUUCAGUUUGUUCUUGUGAUCCUAAAAUGAUAGUUGAGCCCUGCGGUGGGUUGGAGUCUUAUGAGAAACUUGCAACACUUCUCCUUCCCCCCACCCACUCUAUAUGAAACUUACAGGCAUAGGUCUAACGGGAACAUCUUCCUCAUUGUCACAUUGGGACAAGAGUUUUGAAGGCAGACUUUAGGAGUAAAUACAUAUAAUAGAUUUUAGUGUUACUUGAGCUCUACAUUCUCUUUUAACACACGUGGCUCCAGAUUUCAAUCAGUAUUAAAUAUGUAGCUGUGUAACAUCUUAUGGAAGAUGUCUGUAGUGAAGAAUUAGCCUUUAUUACAGCUAAGUUUGCCUCAAUUUGAACAAUGUGAUUUAAGUGUACACAUCUUGAAAUACUUUUUUACAGAUGGAUGAUGUAAAACAUUUGCUUUAACUUUUGGAACAUGCAGCCAUAAACACCAUAUACAUUAUAGAAUAUCAAUUAUUAGCCUUGUCCCAUUCCAAUUUUGUAAUACUACUUUUAACCACCACUUAAAGAGUAAUUGAUAAAGGUAAACUUUUCGCACUGCUGUGGACUAUAUACACCUAUGCUCUUUUGGAUGUAAUUGCCAAGACCUAGCUUUUUAGGUACCCUUUUGUAUUUUAGCAUAAACUCUAUUUUUUAUAAAUGGCAGAACUUGCAUUGCAAAGGAGCUAAGUUCUCUACGUAUCUGUUUUACCUAUCCAGAAUUGGCAUAUUUAAGCCUCUUGAAUCAUUUAGCAGUUAUUAUGCAGUAUUAGUGAUGACCCUGUACUUCAUAUCCAAUACAUAUUUGAUUAAUCUCUCAUUUUCGUACUGUUUGAAGACUGAAUGGCUUAGCAAAUUGGUGAUUGAGUGCAGAGCCUUUUAUUUAUAGAUCAAAUGCAAGUGGAGUAGGCAAUUACCAAAAAUCAUUACUGUCAAGACUUGUCCUGUGUGAAAUGGUGAACUUCAUCCCAUUCCUGAUGAAUUUUUCCCCUCCUGUAAUCUAGGCCUAAAGUUGGCAUUCUUAACAGAGACACUAAUGAUUGAAUGUAGAUAGGGAUUCAAUUGCCCUUUCUCCCACACUGGUGUAUGACUGUGAGAAGACUUGUAUUACAGCUGCCUGCUGUAUGUGUUGCUUCACCGAGUGAAUUACAAUGCCCAGCCUUUCAACACAAACACUAAAUAAAAAAGGGAGAAAUCUGUGAGUAACUCCUUUUCCUAAUGAGAGAAAUAAAUAUGUUGUGGAGAAUACUAAGUGAAA
Molecule: messenger RNA, 3320 nt
Organism: Pelodiscus sinensis (Chinese soft-shelled turtle)
Lineage: Eukaryota; Metazoa; Chordata; Testudines; Trionychidae
Gene: SMAD5
Product: SMAD family member 5
Biological process (GO): SMAD protein signal transduction; cell differentiation; regulation of transcription by RNA polymerase II
Cellular component (GO): heteromeric SMAD protein complex
Molecular function (GO): I-SMAD binding; RNA polymerase II cis-regulatory region sequence-specific DNA binding; DNA-binding transcription factor activity, RNA polymerase II-specific
Source: RefSeq, a predicted model, not a curated record